CUUCCUUGCACACAUCAUGGAUAGUUUUCUAAAGAGCCAACUAGUCCUGGCAAUUGGAGCACUAGUGCUAUUCUCAAUAGACCAUGGAGGUGUUGGGGUAUUUAGAGGGUGUGAAGCAACAAUCAAAGGGGUUGAUCAUGUGGUUGGUGGUGAUCCAGGGUGGGAGGCUAACACAGAUGUUGCUACUUGGGCUGUGAACAAGAUCUUUACGGUUGGAGAUAGCAUAUGGUUUGCAUACUCUGCGGCAGAGGAGAGGAUCGUUGAGGUAGAAAGCAAGGAGGAGUUCGAGUCAUGCAAGGUCGGCAACCCCAUCAGGAUGUACACAGAGGGACUCAGUAGGGUGAGCCUUGAGAAUGAAGGAUCAAGAUACUUCAUCAGCAGCAGUUCGGAGAGUUGCAAGAAUGGUCUCAAACUGCAUGUGAAUGUACAACCACAAAGCAAAGCAGUGAGAGAGAUUAAGGGAGAUGAUGCAGUAAAUAGAGGCGUAGCAGCUGAAGGGCCAAAACCCUCUUCUUGUUCUCACUUCCACCAGGGGUCUUCACUGAAGUGGUUUGCGAUGGCUUUUAUCUGUUUCAUCAUUAGUCUCAGAGGCCUUUGAUCUGUUUCCCUUUCUUUUUGUGACUGUUGUGGAAGUUGGUCUUGGUUUUUACUUUUAAUUUAACUCUUAAAUUGUCUCCUCAUUUAAACUUCAUGUUUCCCUGAAUUUUCAGUAGACUAGAUGGAACGCAGAGAUCUUGGUAAUUACUUGUUACGGUUGUCACUCUGCUAAGCCUCAUAACCUGAUCCAAAAUAAGAAUGAGAAUAUUGUUGGGUUAAAUGCUAAAAGUCAGGUUGCAUAGAACAUCAGAUUAAGACCA
Molecule: messenger RNA, 857 nt
Organism: Ananas comosus (pineapple)
Lineage: Eukaryota; Viridiplantae; Streptophyta; Magnoliopsida; Poales; Bromeliaceae
Product: uclacyanin 1-like
Exons: 2
Coding region: 17-598 (193 amino acids)
Cellular component (GO): plasma membrane
Molecular function (GO): electron transfer activity
Source: RefSeq, a predicted model, not a curated record